Messenger RNA from Candidula unifasciata, 853 nucleotides. NCBI's taxonomy places the organism in Eukaryota, Metazoa, Mollusca, Gastropoda, Stylommatophora, Geomitridae. The record is from the annotation of a GenBank genome assembly.
UCGCAUUGUCGUUUUGGUGUCUCACGUUACAGUGUCAUUUGUGUCUCGUAUAACAGUGUCAUUUGUGUCUGGUAUAACAGUGUCAUUUGUGUCUCGUAUAACAGUGUCAUUUGUGUCUGGUAUAACAGCGUCAUUUGUGUCUGGUAUAACAGUGUCAUUUGUGUCUGGUAUAACAGCGUCAUUUGUGUCUGGUAUAACAGUGUCAUUUGUGUCUGGUAUAACAGCGUCAUUUGUGUCUGGUAUAACAGUGUCAUUUGUGUCUGCGUCAUUUGUGUCUGGUAUAACAGCGUCAUUUGUGUCUGGUAUAACAGCGUCAUUUGUGUCUGGUAUAACAGCGUCAUUUGUGUCUGGUAUAACAGCGUCAUUUGUGUCUGGUAUAACAGCGUCAUUUGUGUCUGGUAUAACAGCGUCAUUUGUGUCUGGUAUAACAGCGUCAUUUGUGUCUGGUAUAACAGCGUCAUUUGUGUCUGCGUCAUUUGUGUCUGGUAUAACAGUGUCAUUUGUGUCUGGUAUAACAGCGUCAUUUGUGUCUGGUAUAACAGCGUCAUUUGUGUCUGGUAUAACAGCGUCAUUUGUGUCUGGUAUAACAGUGUCAUUUGUGUCUGGUAUAACAGCGUCAUUUGUGUCUGGUAUAACAGUGUCAUUUGUGUCUGGUAUAACAGUGUCAUUUGUGUCUGGUAUAACAGUGCCAUUUGUGUCUGGUAUAACAGUGCCAUUUGUGUCUGAUAUAACAGUGCCAUUUGUGUCUGAUAUAACAGUGUCAUUUGUGUCUGAUAUAACAGUGUCAUUUGUGUCUGGUAUAACAGUGUCAUUUGUGUCUGGUAUAACAGUGUCAUCUAAGUGUUUCGUAUAA